AUGGCCAGCGCUCCCUGGUACCUCAACAACGAUCGCCCUUCUCUGAAGCAUCAGAAGAACUGGAAGGAGGGGGUCACAGACACCAAGGUCUGGUACGACCGCGGCGCCAAGGUGUUCCAAGCCACCAAGUAUCGCAAGGGCGCAUGCGAAAACUGUGGCUCCAUGGCCCACAAGACCAAGGACUGCCUGGAGAGGCCGCGUACCAAGGGAGCACGCUGGACAGGGAAGAGCAUUGCUGCCGACGAGAAGGUGCAGGACAUCCAGCUGGCGGGCUUUGAUGCGAAGCGUGAUCGAUGGAAUGGGUACAGCAAUGAUGAGUGGGUGAAGGAAGCUGAAAGAUUUGAGAAGGUGGCAGAGUUGAGAGCAGAGAUUCGUCGCAAGGAGCUCAUCGACCAGACGGACGGGGAUGAGGAGCUGGCCGUUGACGCUGACCUGGAGGAGGAGGAGGAUAAGGUGGAUGAGACGGACAAUGCAGGCUUUGCCAAGGUGGAGAAGGCUGUGCGGACAGUGGGUGGCGGGUCCACCGGGACCGUACGGAAUCUACGCAUCCGCGAGGACACAGCCAAGUACCUGCUGAACCUGGAUCUCGACUCAGCCUACUACGACCCCAAGUCUCGGUCGAUGCGGCAAGACCCCAACCCCGAUAAGGACCCCUCCCAGAAAACGUUUGCGGGGGACAACUUUGUGCGCCAGUCUGGCGCCGUGGCGGGCUUCUCCUCGCUCAACGCCUUCUCGGUCACCGCCUACGAGCGCGGGCAGGACGUGCACCUGCAAGCCACCCCCUCCCAGGCCGAGGCCGCCUUCCAGCAGUUCAGGACGCGGAAGGAGGCGCUGGGGCAGAGCAGCAAGGCCGACAUGCUGGCCAAGUAUGGCAACGCUGCAGCCCCGCUGACGGAGGACGUCGCAGCACUGCGUGGCAGCGAGGCCUACGUCGAGUACGACGCCUCAGGCCGGCUGCUGAGGGGCCACGAGGUGGUGGCCCUGAGCAAGUACGAGGAGGACAUCCACCCCGGAAACCACACGUCAGUGUGGGGCUCCUACUGGAAGGAUGGACAGUGGGGCUACGCCUGCUGCCACCAGUUUGUGAAGAACUCGUACUGCACGGGCAAGGUGGGGGAGACGGCGGCCAUGGAAGCCGCCGAGCAGCUGCAUCGCAACAUGCAGAACAAGGUGCAGGAGCUCGAGGCGCGGGAACCCACCUCGAGACCCGAGGGCACCCAGCCAAAUCAAAUGGCGCUGUGGGGCACGGAGACCGAGGAGGGCGUGCAGCUGGACGAUGCCAAGCUGAAGGCAGCCAUCCAGAAGCAGGAGCGGCUGGAGCGGGAGGCGCUGGAGCAGGACGGCCGCAAGCGUGGGUACAAUUCGCUCUCCGCGGACGGGCUGGAGGUCACGGCAGAGGAUAUGGAGGCGUACCGCCUGAAAAGGGCGCGGGACGACGACCCGCUCGCCGCCAUCACGAAGGCAAAAGCGGGGCCGGCGGCGGAUGGGUAUGACCUGGUGUAG
Molecule: messenger RNA, 1503 nt
Organism: Auxenochlorella protothecoides
Lineage: Eukaryota; Viridiplantae; Chlorophyta; Trebouxiophyceae; Chlorellales; Chlorellaceae
Product: Pre-mRNA-splicing factor SLU7
Exons: 8
Coding region: 1-1503 (500 amino acids)
Biological process (GO): mRNA splicing, via spliceosome
Cellular component (GO): spliceosomal complex
Molecular function (GO): pre-mRNA 3'-splice site binding
Source: RefSeq, a predicted model, not a curated record